Molecule: messenger RNA, 692 nt
Organism: Drosophila arizonae
Lineage: Eukaryota; Metazoa; Arthropoda; Insecta; Diptera; Drosophilidae
Gene: Manf
Product: mesencephalic astrocyte-derived neurotrophic factor
Biological process (GO): neuron projection development; dopaminergic neuron differentiation
Cellular component (GO): endoplasmic reticulum
Source: RefSeq, a predicted model, not a curated record
CACAGUCAAGAACCCAAGUCGAGCUAACAAGUUGGCUGCCAAGCUAACGUAAGCAUCAAACAAAUACUAAAUUUUAAAUAAAACACUUCAAAUCAGCGUGCAAAAUGAACACGUCACAAAUAGUAGUAAUGUUGUGUUUCAUAGUGGGCGUCGCACAAACGGCACUGGCGAUCAAAGAGGACGACUGCGAAGUUUGUGUGAAAACUGUUAAACGUUUUGCCGACACACUGGAUGAUACGACGAAAAAGGAUUAUAAAUUGAUUGAAACUGCAUUUAAAAAAUUCUGCAAGACACAGAAAAACAAGGAACAUAGAUUUUGUUAUUACCUGGGCGGUCUUGAGGAGUCAGCCACAGGUAUUUUGAAUGAAAUGAGCAAACCACUGAGUUGGUCAAUGCCUGCGGAGAAAGUAUGUGAAAAGCUGAAGAAAAAGGAUGCACAAAUUUGCGAUUUACGUUAUGAGAAACAAAUUGAUUUGAACAAUGUCGACCUCAAGAAGCUGAAAGUGCGGGAUCUGAAGAAGAUCCUUAACGAUUGGGAUGAGAGCUGUGACGGUUGUCUAGAGAAAACUGAUUUUAUUAAGCGCAUUGAGGAGCUUAAGCCCAAAUAUUCACGCAAUGAACUGUAAAUAAAUUUAAUUAGUUCUUUACGAGACACGCCCACUCAAAACUACUAUACAACACCCAUACACAUA